ACACCGCCGCUCUCUAAAUGCGUCUUUACAACAACUUCAAUGCUUUGAUUGUACGUGCUUGUAAAAAAAAAUAAACCUCCCUCCAGCCAGCCCACUUCCACAGGAUUCUGCUGGAUUGAAAAAUAUGAACUGGGAGACGGUCGCUCUUCAUAGCCUUAUUUGAAAUAGCAACUUGGAUAUCACGGAAUAUUAUUUUAAUUACGUUGUGAAGCGCAGUCUUUAGCACAGUUACGCUUAUUGUCAGAGCCUGAGCGAUUUUGGCAUGGCAGAGUGUGAUGAAAGCACAGGUGGGGCAUGGAAAGAGAAGUACAUGGCUCUCGAGGCCCUGCUCUUCAAGUUCCGUGGACAAAUGAGCAUGGUCAGAGAGCUCACAACAGAAAAGAUGCAGCAGUUGGAGGCCCAGGUACUGGAAGCAGAACAACGUGCAUAUGAAGCCAACCAGCAGGUGCAGUGGAUGGAAGAGCGUCUAAAGGCAUCAGAUAUCCAGUCAAGUGAUUCAGACGUGAGGCUCUUCAGGCGCUGUCAAAAUCUUCAGUCAGUUCUGCAGGAGAAAGAUGAGCUUAUUGCCACUCUAGAAAAACAGCUAGAGGAACAGAAACAGAAUCGAAUCCAAGAUGCCAGGACUGUGGAAGAAAAAGCAGCCAAAAUUAAAGAAUGGGUUAUGCGGAAGCUAAAUGCAUUUGAGACAGAGAACACCUCUCUGAGGGAUAGGCACCAACAGCUAGAGGCUGAGAUUCAAGUCCUGAGAAGACAGCUGCAAGCUAUGGAUCAGUGCUCUGAUGGAACACUCCAGCCAAUUGUGGGUGAGCCCAAGCGGCUUAGCAGCCUGACUUUUGGCUGUUUCCAAAUCAGAGGGAAGAGUCCUCAGGUACAGACAGGCCCAGAACCAUCCCAGAGAAGCAUCAGUACCCUGCAAGAAGAUUCUGGAGAUAAGCAAGAGAGCCCAGAAACACAGCGUAUCAGCCGUUGCUCUAAGGAGAGAUCUGAAAAUGAGGGUGAGCAAGAAAGCACUGGACACAAGUUGUCUUGUGGUGCCUCCUCUGUGCUUUCAAGCACUGCUUCGGAAGGGGAGAGAAGUCUAUUUGAAGGGUUUUGUUUCAGCCAUACCACCAGUGAGGCCUAUCACACCACUUCUGAUGACAGCAGCUCAUUGUUUGAUGAUGACAUGCAGCGUUUGGAGUGCUCCAGACUUAGUAUUUCUGAUACCAAAAGCACUUUAAAGAAGGGCAACAAGGUGGAAGACACUGAAGAUGGAUCCUCAGAUGAGCUGAACAAGCACUUCCAGUCACAAUAUCUGGAUUCCUCAUCAUCUUCCAGUGACACAAAUACCCGCAGUCCCAUUCUAACUCCAGUUCUCACACCAAAAAGGCCCACCCCUUCUCAGGACUCUCAAGACACCCCAGCUUCCCCUAAGCAACCUCGACUGCGCAAUCCAAAUGCUUUUGAGGUUAGUUUGGCACUUUUGAAAAAGCAUAUGAGUCAGCCUCCGGUGUAUAGUAAAGCUGCUCAUGGGCGCACAAGAAAUGCCAUCAGCAUGCUACGUUCUCUAGAGCCUCAAGAAACAGACAUGAAUGAGGACCAAAAGAUGGAGACUGGUGAAAAAGAACAUAGUGAUGUGCUACCCGAGGAACCUCAAACACCCAACACCUCUGCAGCCAUACCCGGAAGUAAACCUCCAACCCCUCCAUUACACAGGCUGCCCUCUUGGGAGAGCAGAAUAUAUGCUGUGGCCAAAUCUGGAAUUCGUUUGUCAGAGAUAUCAUGUACAGAUGUAGUUAAUAAAGACCACUGCAACGCAUCUUCAUGCCCCUCCUACAUGCUCUACACAUCCUUUAUCUACAGCAACAACAGUACACCUGUCUUCACCACACACAAAGGGAAUGUGACUUUGUUAAGCAAUAGUACGUGUUCAGAGGAGUCAUCUAGUUCUGAAGAGGAGGAGAGCUCAGAGGAAUUUCAGUCUAAUUCUGGAGAGGAUGAAAAAGCCCAGACUUCUGGAUCAGAGUCACAUAAGAGCCACAGGAGCUCCCACUCCUUUAAGAGAGCUGUCUCAUUGUCUUCGAUGACAUCUGAGAGUGACUACGCCAUACCCCCUGAUGCCUACUCCACUGAUACAGAGUGCUUUGAACCUGAAAGCAAACAGCCAAAGACCUGCUCAUCCAGUGGCAACAUUCUGAAUGAGUCUAUGGAGAAAUCCGGGUACCUGCUCAAGAUGGUAAAGACAUGGAAGAAAGCAUGGAAAAGGCACUGGUUUGUUCUGAAGGAUGGAGAGCUUCUAUUCUACAAAUCACCAAGUGAUGUCAUUCGUAAACCCCUCGGCCAGAUUGAACUGAAUGCAUGUAGCACUAUAACACGUGGUGAUGAGAAACAGAUGCUUCAGGUAGUCACUGGUAAAAGUGUGUGUUAUCUGAAGGCGGAUUCCCCAAACCUCCUGGAGGAGUGGGUGAGGGUUCUUCAGAGUGUCCAGAGGAUCAAGGCCGCUAGUCCGGUAUUCACUCAAUUGGACAUGCGGCCUGUUAUUAAGGGACACUUGACGAUGGUGAAGCAUGGCUGCUCUAAGCAUGUGUGGUGUGCCCUUUUUGGAAAGACUCUCUACUUUUUCAGAAAUCAAGAGGACAAGUUUCCCCUAGGUCAAAUCAAAAUGUGGGAGGCCCGUGUGGAGGAAGAACAUAAGUCAUGUGACCUUGCUGAACUCUCUGCUCAACACACCAUCUCCGUUCAGUCAGGCAGGCAGGGGUCAACAUACCUGCUGAUCGACUCGCCUCAUGAGAAGAUGGCAUGGGUUUACCAUUUGUCUGUGGCAGCUGGAACUGCAGUGGGGCAGGUGGGCACUGAGUUUGAGCAGCUGGUUGGUAAGCUGCUCAACAUGGAUGGAAACCAAGGGUCUCAGCUCUGGAGGCACCCGACGCUAUGUUUCAGUAAAGAAGGACUGCUUUUUCCACUUACCACCCUGCCAUCACAGGCUCUACAAACGGAAGCCAUCAAGCUUUUUAAGACGUGUCAGCUCUUUAUUAAUGUGGCCAUUGACACUUCAGCCAUAGAUUAUCAUGUGACACUUGCCCAGUGUGCUCUACAAGUGUGUCUUACCCAUCCAGAGUUGCAAAAUGAGAUUUACUGCCAGCUAAUCAAACAGACAUGGAAGAAGCAGACAAACGGGCCACCUGGACCCCUGCAGGGUUGGCAGUUCCUGGCUCUGUGCGUAGGCCUUUUCCUGCCCACACACCCUAUUCUUUGGUAUUUACAGGUUCAUCUCAAAAGACAUGGAGAUUCCAGGACGGAAGUGGGAAAGUAUGCCAUCUAUUGCCAACGCUCACUGGAGCGGACGCAGCAAAAAGGGGAACGGCAAGCUCGAUCAUCACGAAUGGAGAUAUUGUCAAUCUUACUCAGGAACCCCUACCACCACUCUUUGCCCUUCAGCAUGCCUGUACACUUCCUUAACAACACUUAUCAGGUUGUCAGUUUUGAUGCUUCAACCACAGUGGAGGAGUUUCAGAGUCGGCUGAACCAGGACAUGGGCAUGAGAAAAACUGGUCAGUCUGGUUUCAGCUUUUAUUCUGAUGACCCCACUGGCAAAGACCUUGAGCACUGUCUUCAGGGAAACCUGAAGAUUUGUGAUGUUAUUGCAAAAUGGGAACAGGCUUCAAAGGAACAACACAGAGGCAAAGCAGAGAUUGCGAGGACUGUUAAACUCACUUAUAAAAACAGGUUAUACUUCUCCAAACAAGUGAGUGGAGAGACUGAGAGAGAGCGUUUGCUACUGGCAUACCAAACAAAUGAAGAAAUUACAGCUGGUCACUUCCCUGUCAACAAGGAGCUUGCUUUAGAAAUGGCCGCCCUGCUUGCUCAGGUGGAGUUUGGAGACUUCGAGCACCCAUUGUCUAGUCCAGGUGGUUCAGGAAAUACUCCGACUAAGUCUAACCAGACCCUGAGACAAGUUCUAGAGCGCUUCUACCCAAAGCAUUACCAACACACCUGCACUGAGGAAGAAAAUAGGCAGCUGAUACAGAGGCUUUCCACACGUUGGGCAUCUCUGAGAGGUCAGACUUCAUCGGAGUGCAUACGAAUCUACUUGACAGUGGCUCGCAAGUGGUCAUUUUUCGGAGCCAAACUAUUCGAGGCUGAAACCGUAACUCCAUCGGCAUUGAAGAAUGUGCGAGUUUGGCUGGCAGUACAUGAAGAUGGAAUCAGUGUGCUGGAAUUCAACGCAAUAAAAGUGCUUGCAUCCUACCCUUAUAAAAGCAUUGUGACGUUUGGAGUUUGUGGUGAAGAUUUUAAACUGGUAGUAGCAGAGAGUUCUGGCUCUGGCACAUCCAAAGGGAAGCAUCUGUUUGCCAUGACCUCAUCUAAGGUGAGAGACCUGGUGUUACUGAUAGCCAGCUACAUUAAAAGCACACAACAACACAUGGCAGCAGCACACCACCUGUCUGCCCCAGCCUUGCUACUGGCCCUGUCUGCAGAGAUGAAGAACAACGAGCCAAGAAGCAAGUCUCCACCAGUGGCCUGCAGGCCCUGUAAAGCACCUACUCUCCUGUAAUAUGGGCUGCAUGUGCUGGUGUUCAUUCAGAAUAUUUAUACAGUUGAUCCUGGUUGAUUUUAAAGCUUUUACUAGAAUCCAAAAAUGUUUUUCCGCUGCAGCCCUUGACACAGUAUUGAGUAAGAUCUCGUGAAGAUAAGUUUAGAUAAUUUAAAGUAUUUUUUUUACAUUUCUCCUCCACUUUCUAUUAGAUUACUAAUAUACAAUUUUAUUUAUUUAUAUUAUUAUUAUUAGUAGCAGUAGUAAUAGUAUGUAUAUAUCACUUACUGGCCAGUGUCCACUUUAUUAGGCACACCUUAUUAGUACCGUGUUGGACCUCCUUUUGCCUUCAGAACUGCCUUAAUACUUCAUAGCAUAGACUCAACAAGAUACUGGACAAGGUACUGGACUGUGUCGGCUGCACAUUUAUAAUGCGAAUCUCCUGUUCCACCACAUCCCUAAGGUGCUUUAUUGGAUUAAGUUCUGGUGACUGUGGAGGCCAUUUGAGUACAUCGAACUCGUUGUCAUUUUC
Molecule: messenger RNA, 5045 nt
Organism: Danio rerio (zebrafish)
Lineage: Eukaryota; Metazoa; Chordata; Actinopteri; Cypriniformes; Danionidae
Source: RefSeq, a predicted model, not a curated record